Molecule: messenger RNA, 1475 nt
Organism: Sinocyclocheilus rhinocerous
Lineage: Eukaryota; Metazoa; Chordata; Actinopteri; Cypriniformes; Cyprinidae
Product: phosducin-like protein
Exons: 5
Coding region: 125-1018 (297 amino acids)
Biological process (GO): regulation of G protein-coupled receptor signaling pathway; heterotrimeric G-protein complex assembly
Cellular component (GO): cytoplasm
Source: RefSeq, a predicted model, not a curated record
UCAAUCAUCUUUUCAGCACUGUGAUUGGUCAGUACGUGUGCUUGCGCUGUAGAGCCAGCGUAGGAUCUGAAGAGGCUGUUUGACUGAUUAACCGCGAUAAAGGAGACAUAUAUUGUCUGUCAUCAUGACGACGCUUGAUGAUAAGCUUCUUGGGGAGAAGCUGCAGUAUUACUACAGCAGCAGUGAGGAUGAAGAGAGUGACCAUGAGGAAGAAGAGAACGCAUCCAAAACCAUCCGCGACCAGGAGGUGCUGGAUGUGGAACUCGACUACAGUGCAGAUGGCAGUUCGGUCAACACUGGGCCGAAGGGAGUGAUCAAUGACUGGCGUAAAUACAAGCAGCUGGAGAACGAGCAGCGCAUGGAGCAGCAGAAAGAGAUGGAGCGACUCAUCAAGAAACUCAGCAUGACCUGCAAGUCGCAUCUGGAAGAAGAAGCCGACAGACAGAAACAGAAAGAGCUGCAGGAUAAGAUCGCAGGCAAAAUGAACCUCCGUGUGGAUGAAGAAGAGGAGGAGGAGGAUGAUGAUGAUGAUGAAACCUUCCUCCAGCAGUAUCGUCUGCAGCGCAUGGAGGAGAUGCAGCGACAGCUGUGUGGAGGGCGGCGCUUCGAAAAGGUGAUUGACAUCUCUUCAGGAGAGGAGUUCCUGCGUGCCAUUGACAAGGAGGGCAAGAACACUCUGGUGCUGGUCCACAUCUAUGAGCCAGAGGUGCCCGCCUGCCAGGCCAUGGAUGGAAGCCUGCUCUGCCUUGCAGUGCAGUACCCAAUGGUGAAGUUCUGUCGGGUCCGGGGCUCUGCAGUCGGCACCAGCGCUCUUUUCCGCAGUUCGGCUUUGCCGGCCCUGCUGCUAUACCGUGGCGGUGAGCUGGUGGGGAAUCUGGUGCGUGUGUCCGAUCAGCUUGGAGAUGAUUUCUACGCCACAGACGUCGAAGCUCUGCUGCAGGAAUACGGGCUUCUUCCAGAGAAAUACACUCAGCCAAACACACACUCGUCUAUUCGCAAUGCCGCUGUCAGACAGUGACCUGGAUAUAGACUAAAUGCGUAAUGUCUGUAUACAAACACACAGAUCCAGAAGAAUAUACACUCUUGUAUACAUUCACAUAGUGAUUCAGACCCAAUACAGUGACCAAAAACAUAAACAACGGUUGCAGCUCAGAAAAAUGUGAGAUACACUACUGUCAACACGGAAUCUCUGUGCAAACGGUACGCCAUUCACAGAUCAUGAUUACUGGAACAAUACAGUAGAUACCAUUAGAUGUCUUCAUGUGCGUGUCAUUUCAGACACUUCCAGAACCGGGAGUGUUUCUUUAUGCAAUCAAAAAUGCAAAACCCUUCAGAGAACCCUGCAUCAAUGCUUCACUAUUUAUUAUAGUAUGUUUAUUUGUGUGUAUUUUUGGACAUCUUAGUUUGCUUUACCCUCAGUGUGUUAGUUUUAUACAUUUUGUAAACAUAUCCAUCAAGACAAAUGCAAAAAUAAA